AGCCUUUAUCAUGGUGGGCCGUGGCACAGUGGGAAGGAAAGGGAGUGUGUGACAGGAAAUAGACAUGCUCAGUGGUUAGAAACCGGUGUCCGGAGAACCAUAGACAUAAGAAAUCGGUCCUUAUUUUUUGACGUUCAUACAGUAUCCUUACCUACGGCUCUCUUUGGUGACGUCGGCGCGUAACCCCGCCCCCUUCGUCUCCAGGGGUACCCUCCGCUGUGGGAGCGGUGAAGGCCGCUUCUUCUUGGUCUUUAUUCUUUCUUUUCCAAGAUGGCCGCGCUAGGUGUAAACAAGGUUGGGGCUGGUGCAGGGAUGGAUACCGGGUGCAGACAGAGCCGGAGUCCGGCUGGGCCUGUUGUGAAGGUUCUAGAAUGUGGAGUCUGUGAAGAUGUAUUUUCACUGCAAGGAGACAAAGUUCCUAGACUGCUUUUGUGUGGCCAUACUGUCUGUCAUGACUGUCUCACUCGACUUCCUCUGCAUGGCAGAGCAGUUCGAUGUCCUUUUGAUCGGCAGGUUACUGAGUUAGGAGAUUCUGGUGUCUGGGGUUUGAAAAAAAACUUUGCUUUGUUGGAACUCCUGGAACGACUUCAAAAUGGACUUGGUGGACAAUGUGGGACAACUGAAGAAGCUAUUGGUCUCUCUGGAGAGUGCAUCAUCCGCUGUGAUGAAGAUGAGACUCACCUUGCUUCAGUGUACUGCACUGUUUGUGCCACUCACCUGUGUGCAGAGUGUUCCCAAGUUACACAUUCUACGAAGACACUUGCAAAACACAGACGUGUGCCCCUUGCUGAUAAACCUCAUGAGAAGACCAUGUGCUCUCAGCACCAGGUGCAUGCUAUUGAAUUUGUGUGCCUGGAAGAAGGUUGUCAAGCCAGUCCCCUAAUGUGUUGUGUCUGCAAAGAAUAUGGAAAGCAUCAGGGUCAUAAACACAGUGUUUUGGAACCAGAAGCAAACCAGAUCCGUGCUUCCAUUUUAGACAUGGCUCACUGUAUAAGAACUUUCACAGAAGAAAUCUCAGAUUAUUCUCGGAAACUGGUUGGAAUAGUUCAACAGAUAGAAGGAGGAGAACAGAUAAUUGAAGAUGGCAUUGGAAUGGCCCACACCGAACAUGUCCCAGGUACUGCAGAGAAUGCUCGUUCAUGUGUUCGAGCCUAUUUUUCUGAUCUUCAUGAGACCCUUUGCCGCCAAGAAGAAAUGGCACUUAGUGUGGUUGAUGUGCAUGUGCGAGAGAAAUUGAUCUGGCUUAGACAACAGCAAGAAGACAUGACUAUCCUGUUGUCACAGGUUUCAACAGCUUGCCUUCACUGUGAAAAGACCUUGCAGCAGGAUGAUUGUAGAGUUGUGUUGGCCAAACAAGAAAUUACAAGGCUUCUAGAAACACUGCAGAAACAACAACAACAGUUUACUGAGCUUGCAGACCAUAUACAACUUGAUGCUAGCAUUCCAGUUACUUUUACAAAGGACAACAGGGUACACAUUGGGCCAAAAAUGGAGAUUCGGGUUGUAACUCUGGGAUUAGAUGGAGCUGGCAAAACAACUAUUUUAUUUAAGUUAAAGCAGGAUGAAUUCAUGCAACCUAUACCAACAAUUGGCUUUAAUGUUGAAACUGUAGAAUAUAAAAAUCUGAAGUUCACUAUUUGGGAUGUAGGAGGUAAACACAAGCUGAGGCCUUUAUGGAAACAUUAUUACCUUAACACACAAGCGGUAGUGUUUGUGAUUGAUAGCAGCCACAGAGACAGGGUCAGCGAGGCACACAGUGAACUUGCCAAACUGUUAACAGAAAAGGAGUUGCGAGAUGCUUUGUUGCUGAUCUUUGCCAAUAAGCAGGAUGUGGCAGGGGCACUUUCAGUAGAAGAAAUCACAGAAUUGCUGAGUCUCCACAAACUCUGCUGUGGUCGUAGCUGGUACAUUCAAGGGUGUGAUGCCCGGAGUGGCAUGGGAUUAUAUGAAGGACUGGAUUGGCUCUCAAGACAUCUGGUAGCUGCAGGUGUAUUGGAUGUCGCUUAAGGUCGUAUUGAGGACCAUUAAGCUUGAAGAUCAGUUAAUUUAUUUGUGUGACUUGAGAUGGUAAAACAUGAACUUUUCUUGUAAAGCUAUGUAAUCUAGAGAAAACAGCUAACUUUUUUUGCUGAAUGCUUGUUGGAGUGUGGUACAGUGAGUGUGUCAUUCCUGUGAAUUAUGGUAAUUGAAUAGAGUGGCAUAGUGGAUUUGCAAGAAAGGUGUCUUGACUUUUUUAAAGAAAUGAAAUAUGAAAGAACUUCCACUUCCCUAUUCAACAAAUAAUUUAUCCUUACAAGUACUUUCAGAACUUAGCAUUUAUUUGACCUUGCUCCUCUUAAAGUUGGUCUUGCAGCAUUCACUUUUUCUCAGAUCUGAAUUAGACACACAGGUAUACACAAACGAUUUCUUGAUGAAAAGAAAAAAAAUGAAAAUAGGCAUGGUACUGGGGUGGGCAGAAAGGUUAUGCGCCUGUAUAUGUGUGUGCAUCCUUUGUGGGUAUCCUUUGUGGGUAUUGUGGGUAUCUUGCAUGUGUAAGAGUGUGGAGUGGCCACACCCACCACUGGCAUAUGGUCGCUGGAAGUUUGCCAAGGGUGAAUGCUGCCAUCAGGCCAAAAAAGCUUAACCAUGCUUGCUCUAGAGCUCCAAAUACUUUCCCCCUCUCUGAAGCUGCUGCAGUCAAGCCCUCUUGAAAGUUUUCCUAUCCUGCACCUCUUUCACUGCUUCAACUUCCAUUUUAGAUGUUCCUGGAGAGGAAAAAACACCGCCUUUCAGGAAAAGUAGCAGUAAGAUGGAUGGCAGAAAUUCUCUUGAAUGAGGCAACUAAUGGGGCUGGGUUGAUGGUCAGUCAAGUUUCCAGCAAUCCAAACUAAUAAUUGGAGAGCAGACUUCCCUGAUAACCUUUAAAUGUGUCCUAGUUGAAGUCUUCCAUCGGUUAUAUUUGUUUGUUUGACUGAGAUUGCAAGUGGAAGGUGGCCUAAAUGUACAAUCUAAUGGCUUUAAAAAAGGUUUUUAAUCAGCUUCUGAAAUCCUUAUCUUCUUUCCCUACUUCCUCAUCUGAAUUCCUUAUGUACAUUGUACCUUGCAGUCAACUUCUGACCUAAUGGUACAUGAUUACGUACCCCUCUUUCCAUAAGUUCAGGAAUAGUUUAUUUUCAAUACUUCUUAAUAGGAAAUCACGUACAGUCUUGGAAAGCUGAGUACCUUUCUUGCACCUCCCUGUAUAUGAAACAUUGAAACAUUGAAGCACAAUUAUGCUGUCACAGUGGCUGCACUUAAAUUUGGAGUAAGCUUUGCCGUCAAAACAUUCUAUUUGGGGCUAUAAUUCUUUGCUGAAUAGGUUUGUAUUUUUCUAAUAUCAGGGUCUGUUCAUGUGGAAAGUUCUGUAACAAGGAUCUGUAGCACUUCAUCUUGUUAACCUUGAUUGAUUUAGCACGUAAUUAGCUGUUUGAGCAUCUUGUACUGUAUUUUGUAGAUCAGUGAAAUAUUAACUUAAAUGAACACACCAAUUGUUAGUACUUGGAUUCAUUAUUUUGGUCAUCCAGUGCAUUGAGAAAAGAGCAUGUGCUUCUUUGAUAACAGAAACCAAGUUCUGUACUGGAUGCAUGGAUAACUUUCUGCAGAUAUGCCACGGGAGGGAUUUUCCAGAGCUAUUUGAGGAGGCUCCCUGUUAUUUUAUACCAUGAAGAACACAUAUCUGUGGUUGCAUAACAGUCCGAGUCCAAAUCCUGAUUCCAUUCUGCCAUAGUCACUAGUUCGUGGGUUGCAUAGAUAAUGGCUGGAAUGAGGCAGGCAAAUGUUACUACUCAUACUAUCCUGUGGAGUACAGUUCUCUGUUUUAAGCAAGAUUAUCUCUUCUAGUAAUACAAUGUUCCUUUGAGAAACCCUGAGUAGAUUGUUUCCCCUGUAUUGGUCCUAGAGGACACAAAUAUAUUAAAGCAACAAUUUGAUAACCCUUCACGAGAGCAGUACAUCAGCAUACCCAGAGCACCACCUCACCAGCAGUUCAGGUUAAACAUGCAAAGUGUGUUUAAAUAGAGACCUGUUGAACUGAUUAAACAUGGUGUUUUUUGUAACCAGCCUCACUUCUGAAGAGAUGUUGUGGAAUCCCAUGCAUGUUUUUUUGUUGGGUUUGCGGGUUUUUUGAAGUAAGAUGUACUGUGUUCAGUGAGGCUUACUCCUGUAUAAUUGAGCAUAGGACUGCAGCAUUAACUACCUGUCCAGGUUUGCUGAUGAAAUGUUCCAUGUCAGUUGAUACAGAAAAAUGUUACUAAGGACUCUCAAAUUCUACAACACUUUACAAAUAUAGGGCUCUGAUUUGUUAACACCUUAAAACCUGUAGGCAUGGGCCUGUUUCCAUGCUGUGUUGAAUUAGGAAGGAAUAUUGCAUAUAAUGGGCUUCCAAAAAUUCCAGGUUUGAAUUUAAGCAUGAGAAUUCUGCUACCCAUUUAAGAUACUAUCAUUGUCAUGAUGUGGUUCUGGUUGAAGGGAGUAUUUAUGCAACCACACUCACUUUAAUGGAAAGCUUGGUUACUGAAUCCUGUUUCAUUCAGAAAGCAGCUGUAGCUGCCCAAACAAAACUAGAGUUCAUGUACCCCAAGGAACUCUGCUGUGCCUCAUUGAAUAACCUCAUAGUAUUCUGCAAAGCCACACUGUAUGUUUGAAAUAAUUUGGAGGCUUCCUAUUGCAUAUCAGUGAGGCCAGAUGUUUGCUUUUAUUAUUAAAAUGCAUGACUACUUGAUAAUGCAGCAGUUGGGAAGGCUAAAUGUGAAUUGUUCUUCAGUGGCUUUAAUUGCUAUAUAGCUUUACUGUUUUAGCACACUGUGGAAAAACACUUGUUUUUGGAAAACCUGUUUGUUCCUUUCUCCUGACAAGCACUACUACAAAUGUAGUGUGCUUGCAUAAAAGUAUUGACAUCCACUCAGUGAAAAUAAGUGUUGCAGUUGUUUGAAUUCAAGUCAUUAACAAAUACAAUUUUAGCAGCUUGUUUGUAUUGUAUAUAACUACUUCAGCUAUAAACUUAAGCUUGUUUCAUAUGAUGUUGAGCUUCAAUUCAGUUUAGUAUACUGAUGUGUGCUAGUUUUUAAGAAGUGUUUUAAUUCCAAGGAGAUCUUUAAAGAUAAGCAUAAGCUGUAUGACAAGAAGACAUUGUUUGUAAAACAGCUGGAUCAUAAUAGAGUUUUAACUGUGAAACUAAAAUGCAAUGUUCAUAUUAAUGUCUUGCUUUAAAAGUAACAAUAAUGUAUAGAGCUUCAUUACUUGAUAUACGCUGGCUUUUCACUGUAUGUAAUUAAUUAUUUUCUAAUUGUGGAUUGGGAGUGAAUAAAAGUAUGGAGAGGGGUUAUAACACCAAGAAGUCCAGAGUUCUGGAGCUAUACUAGCUAUAAAAUAGCUCACAAAAAAGACCAGUGUUGGAUGAAAAAAUGGCCUUGGACUUCUAACAAUAAAAGUGUAACCAGGUGGUUGAGUGUA
Rhineura floridana is the source of this 5469-nucleotide messenger RNA. It is a transcript of the gene TRIM23, whose product is annotated as tripartite motif containing 23. Gene Ontology annotation, biological process: vesicle-mediated transport; intracellular protein transport. Bases 271 to 2007 code for a protein of 578 amino acids. The record is from RefSeq and is a predicted model, not a curated record. NCBI's taxonomy places the organism in Eukaryota, Metazoa, Chordata, Lepidosauria, Squamata, Rhineuridae. The transcript is spliced from 11 exons. Gene Ontology annotation, molecular function: GTP binding; GTPase activity; zinc ion binding. Gene Ontology annotation, cellular component: plasma membrane; cytoplasm; lysosomal membrane.